AACGACAAAAGGCGGUUUCUUCUGAAAGAUACAGAGGCGGUGGCGGUUGCUGACAGCGGCGGUCUCCGAUCGACACGUACGUAUACCAAAACCCAAAGCUUCCGCCAUAUUGCAACUCUGCCACAAAGCCUUUAGGGAAUAAACCUUCAGCUUCUUCACAAGGCAAAGGCUCUUCCGUUCGCUCCAACCAGUUCUAUCGCCACCGGAUUCGACAAUGAGAAGAGAUGAUUGUUACACGACGCAGCUGAUUGAUAACAAUGGCGAGUUCAACGCCUCUGGCCUGCAGGAUUUUGUCAGGAAGAUUAAGUUGGCUGAUUGUGGCCUUUCUUAUGCGGUGGUCGCUAUCAUGGGGCCUCAGAGUAGUGGGAAGAGCACGUUACUGAAUCAUCUUUUCCACACAAAUUUUAGGGAGAUGGAUGCAUACAAGGGAAGGGUUCAAACUACCAAGGGCGUUUGGGUUGCUAAGUGUGUUGGCAUUGAGCCCUGCACAAUUGCCAUGGACUUGGAGGGCACUGAUGGAAGAGAAAGGGGAGAGGAUGAUACUACUUUUGAGAAACAAAGUGCGCUAUUUGCUUUGGCGAUCUCUGAUGUUGUUUUGAUAAAUAUAUGGUGCCAUGAUAUUGGUCGAGAGCAUGCUGCAAACAGGCCUCUUCUGAAGACAGUCUUUGAGGUAAUGGUACGAUUAUUCAGCCCUCGUAAAACAACUCUACUGUUUGUUAUACGUGACAAGACUAAGACCCCACUUCCGCAUUUGGAGUCUAUUCUGAAGGAAGAUAUUAAGAAGAUAUGGAAUGCUGUUCAUAAACCAGAUUCCCUUAAGGAUACUCCCCUCAGCGAAUUUUUUAAUGUGGAAAUCUUUGCUUUGUCAAGCUAUGAAGAGAAAGAGAAGAAGUUUAAAGAAGAGGUUGCUCAAUUGAGGCAACGGUUUUUCCGUUCUAUUUCUCCGGGAGGAAUUGCAGGUGAUCGACGAGGUGUUAUCCCUGCUUCAGGAUUCUCUUUCAGUGCGCAGCAAAUAUGGAAAACCAUAAAGGAAAACAAGGACCUGAAUCUCCCUGCCCACAAGGUAAUGGUUGCCACUGUGCGGUGUGAAGAGAUUGCCAAAGAGAAGUUUAAUCACUUAACCACCGAUGAGAGGUGGUUGGCAUUAGAUGAAGCGGUCAGAAAGGGUCCUGUAUUAGGCUUUGGGAAAAAGUUGAGCUCGAUCAUAGAAUCCUAUUUCAAAGAAUAUGAUACAGAGACAGCGUUUUUUGAUGAUGAAGUGAAAAAAGCUAAAAGGAAACAACUGGUGUCGAGGGUAUUGGAGUUUGUGUAUCCUUCUUAUGUUAUCUUGUUGGGACAUCUGCGAUCUAAAGCCUUUGAGAAUUUUAAAAAAAGGCUUGAACAGUCUAUGAAUGAUGGAGAAGGAUUUGCAUCAGCUGUUCGCAAGUGUACCAAAACUUGCAUGCUUGAGUUUGACCAAGGAUCUGCAGAUGCCGCUGUGCAGCUAGCAAACUGGGACCCAUCGAAAUUCCGGGAAAAACUAUGCCAUGAUAUCGAUAGGCAUGCAUCAUCUGUUCAAAAUGAAAAGCUUUCAGGAAUGAUAGCCAGCUAUGAGAAACGCCUCACUGAAGCACUGACUUCACCAGUAAGAUCUCUGCUUGAAGCUAGUGGGAAGGAUACCUGGGCUUCAAUAAGAAAGAUUCUUCAACAUGAGACUGAAACAACCAUAUCAAAGUUUUCAGUUGAUAUUGCUAGUUUUGAGUUGGAUCAAGAAAAAAUUGACAGCAUGGUACUAGAUCUAAGGAACCAUGCUAGAAACGUUGUAGAAAACAGAGCAAGAGAAGAAGCAGGAAAGGCUCUAAUGCACAUGAAGGAUAGGUUUUCAACCGUCUUUUAUCAUGACAAUGAUUCAAUGCCUAGGGCCUGGACAGGGGAGGAAGAUAUUAGAACGAUAACUAAAGAUGCACGUGCAGCGUCGUUGAGGGUUUUGUCAGUUCUGGCUGCUAUACGUUUAGAUGAAAAGCCAGAUAAGAUUGAAAAUAUUCUCACAUCAUCUUUGAUGAAUGACGUUGUUGCAAGUUCUUCAUCAAAAGAUAAAAGUUUUGGACCUUCUUCUGACCCUCUUGCCUCGAGUAAAUGGGAGGAGGUUACGGUAAAGGAUACUCUGAUUACACCUGUGCAAUGCAAGGCCUUGUGGAGGCAGUUCAAAGCAGAGACCGAAUAUAUGGUUACUCAAGCUAUAACAGCACAGGAGGCUUAUAAGAGGGGUAACAAUUGGCUACCUCCUCCAUGGGCAAUUCUAGCCAUGUUUGUUCUCGGCUUCAAUGAGAUUAUGCUUCUAUUAAGGAAUCCACUCUACCUUGUUGUUAUAUUUGUGGUAUAUCUACUCUCAAAGGCCCUAUGGAUUCAGAUGGACGUAGGGAGGGCGUUCCAAAGUGGGACUUUGGCCGGACUUCUUUCCAUUUCAUCUCAGUUGCUUCCAUCUGUUAUAAACCUAAUUAAAAGACUUGCCGAACAAGCUCAUGGACAUACAAAUUCUCAAGCAUCUAGACCCUCACCUCCAUCAGCGAACUCCCGGAGUUUCAGGAGUCAGACACUAUAUUCAAAUCACGCCAACACAAUUCUGGAGCCAUCAGCUGUAACCAACGUUGAGUCGUCUGUAUCAUCCAAUGUUGAGUCAUCCUCCGAUAGCGAAAUUGAAUACUCGAGCCCCAGUGCUGGACAGGCAGACUAACAGCCUCCGUGAAGGUGAUCGGUUCUAGGGGAAAUUUAUUUUGAUGCAUAAAUAUUUCGAAGUAUAUGAUCAUCUCAUCAGAAAAUAGAUAGAAGUGGGUUGAAUGUAAGUAUUUGAUGUAUAUAGGCAUAGGAAAUAAAUUUGGAGUGCAAGUCUUUCAGGGGAUACAAAUUAUAGAAGGAUGUAAUGUUUAUCUAAGGAGACACGUGUAAUGUAUUGUGUAAUGUAUUAUACAACUUUAUAAUGUACAAAUUUUAUACAUAUAAGCCA
Molecule: messenger RNA, 2983 nt
Organism: Cucurbita pepo subsp. pepo (vegetable marrow)
Lineage: Eukaryota; Viridiplantae; Streptophyta; Magnoliopsida; Cucurbitales; Cucurbitaceae
Product: protein ROOT HAIR DEFECTIVE 3 homolog 2
Biological process (GO): endoplasmic reticulum membrane fusion
Cellular component (GO): endoplasmic reticulum
Molecular function (GO): GTP binding; GTPase activity
Source: RefSeq, a predicted model, not a curated record